AUGGGGCCAUCACAGUCUACACACAAGUCAGAUGACUCUCACGGACAAGAGUUUAUUCUCCCGCCCUUCACUCGUGACGUUACUACCACUAAGCCAGAGGCCAAAAGAUGGGUCGAAGACGGCAUCGUUUGGUGCUACGCUUUCAACCAUGCCGAAGGAGAGCGCUGUUUUGAAAGGGCCAUAGAAAUUGACCCGGAAUGUUGCCUCGCAUAUUGGGGCCUUGCCUUUGCUCUUGGUCCCAACUACAACAAGCCAUGGAAAGCAUUCGACCGGAACGAUCUUAAGCACACCACUUUGAAAGGUCUUGAGGCUUGCAAAAAUGCUGAAGCUCUAGCCUCAAAAGCGAGUCCCGUUGAGCGAGCACUUGCUGGUGCCAUUCGACAUCGCUUCCCAAAGGAUGAGAACGACACAAAUCAUGCAAGGAGUUGGAACAGCGCCUACGCGGAAGCUAUGAGACCUGUUUAUAAAGAGUUCAAAGAUGAUCUCGAUAUCGCAACCCUGUACGCCGAUGCACUCAUGAAUCUCACGCCAUGGGCUCUGUGGGACGUCCGAACAGGGAAGCCUGCACCUGGCUCUGAGGUCCUCGAGAUUCAAGAAGCUCUUGAAAGAGGUAUCGCUCAGGAGGGCGGGUAUGAGCACAUCGGACUCUUGCACGCCUACAUUCACGUCACCGAGAUGUCGACCGAGCCUGAAAAGGGUCUCCUUGCAGCAGAGCAUCUUCGCAGACUGGCGAAUGAAGCAGGCCACCUGGCUCACAUGCCUUCGCAUCUCGACAUCCUCAUCGGAGACUAUCGACGAGCCAUAUCUGCUAAUGCAAAGGCUGUCAUAGCUGAUGAGAAGUUUGUGUCACUUCGUGGUGGCGGUGACUUCUACACCAUCUACCGUAUGCACGACUACCAUUCACUCAUCUACGCUGCCAUGUUUGCUGGCCAGUAUGGUGUCUCGAUCAAGGCAGUGAACCAAAUGGAAGUGGCGAUUCCAGACGAAGAUCUGCGGAUUGAGUCGCCCCCGAUGGCAGACUGGCUAGAGACUUUCAGAUCAGUUCGUCCACAUAUCCUGAUCCGCUUUGGAAAAUGGGAGGAGAUUAUUGAAAUGCCCCUUCCUGCGGAUCAGGAGCUGCUCUGUGUGACAACUGCGACAAUUCACUAUGCCAAGGGUGUUGCCUAUGCGGCGCUGGGAAAUGUUGAGGAGUCAGCUAAACAGCGAGAGCUCUUUAUCGCUGCUAAAGCUCGUGUGCCGCCGACUCGUACACAAUAUCCUAACAAGUGCCUUGAUGUCCUGGCUGUGGCCGAGGCCAUGCUUGACGGCGAACUCGAGUACCGACGGGGCAAUAUUGAGCUUGCCUUUGAGCAUCUUCGAAAGUCAAUUGAUCUCGAUGACGGUCUGCGAUACGCUGAGCCAUGGGCGUGGAUGCAACCCGCCCGCCAUGCGUACGCCGCUCUCCUUAUGGAACAAGGCCGCAUCGAAGAAGCUGCUGACGUAUACCGCACCGAUCUCGGUUUGAAUAACAAGCUGUUCAGGGCAAGGCAUCACCCUAACAAUGUUUGGGCCCUCCACGGUUAUCACGAGUGUGCAGCGAAGCUGGGACUUGAGGGGGAGGCGCGGGUCGCAUAUGCUCUCCAAGAUCAGAAUAUUGCACGCCUCUUCCACUCCUACACGUCCACUAUCUCGGCAUGGUAUGAUCUCAGCGACUCAACAUGUUCCUUUGGCCUUGUUGUUCCGGCAAUCGCUCUAGAGGAGCCUCUUCUCUUCUGUGCUGUCAUCGCACUCUCUUCAAUGCAUGCAUGUAAAACAUCAGCUCCAAGUUUUCGUCAAGUCGCCGAAUUCUACCAUCAUCGCUGUGUCCAGUUUCUUAUCGCUUUGGAUGCGGGCGAUGAACUCAUCAGCCGAGGUGUAGCGCUGGCUGCGACGUGUCUUUUGCGCUCAUACGAGAUUCUUGAUGGCGAUGUUGAUCCCAAUAUGCAUCUUCGUGGUGCUUACUCCAUGGCUUCACUCCAUGAUGUGCUCUCGGGUAUCCCACAAGCAGGUUUAUUAGGUGCAGGAUUCUGGAACUAUCUCAGAGAGGACAUUACAUUCAGCCUAUUUGAGGAGUGUCCGUUGAAGAUGAACCUGGAGAGUACACCACUGAUCAUUCAGCAUAGUUCUGAUCAAGAUUAUCUCAACUCUAUUACUCUAAUCCUGGGCAAGAUAAUCAAUAUGUCUUUCAAACAAGACACAGAUGGUCUUCAGUGGGACUACGUGAAGGAAGACCUCAAAUGCUGGCGGAAUUCCUGCCCUCGUCACACGAAGCCUUACUCAAGACUGCAGGCUGCGAUACUUCACUACUACCUCGUCGCAAUGACAAUAGUCUGCAUCUACACUUCUCCCAAAAGUCUAGAGGACUUGGGUGGGCUUCAUCUCCCUGAGCUCGAGGCUCACUCCAAAGAACAAUUUCUAGAGAAUUUUGCCCUUGAGAUUUGCGGCAUUGCUUUCACUGCCAAGGUCCCGUCAGUUCUGGUAAACGCAUUCGGGCCAAUAGCUUUUUGCGCAAGAUUUAUCAAAGCCGAGGCGUCUCAACAGGAGCUGAUUCGGCAGCUUCUUGCAUGUAAAUCAACUAUAGGAUGGCCGGUUGAGCGACUCAUUGGCGAUCUAAAGGCAUCCUGGGGGAUGGGCCAGGAGUAA
Molecule: messenger RNA, 2661 nt
Organism: Fusarium redolens
Lineage: Eukaryota; Fungi; Ascomycota; Sordariomycetes; Hypocreales; Nectriaceae
Exons: 5
Coding region: 1-2661 (886 amino acids)
Cellular component (GO): intracellular anatomical structure
Molecular function (GO): protein binding
Source: RefSeq, a predicted model, not a curated record